Molecule: messenger RNA, 2272 nt
Organism: Brassicogethes aeneus
Lineage: Eukaryota; Metazoa; Arthropoda; Insecta; Coleoptera; Nitidulidae
Source: the annotation of a GenBank genome assembly
CUAAAAUGAACAAAAUUUUUGUAACCUUAAAUUGGUAGCCUAAAUUAAAAAAAUAUUUAUUUGUAUUUAUAGUUGUAAGUAGUAAAAUGAACAUUUUUUUUAUAGUUUUAAAACAUAAUGUGCCUAAAUCAUUAAAUUUAUUAAGAAAUGCACAUACUCAAAUAUACUGGCAAAAAAAGCUUUUAACUAGAAAUUUUACAAUGUCACAAAAACCCACUAGACAUGGAAGUUACGUUUCGAUUCACAUACCAGAAACAGCAAAUCAUGCAACUCGAAGAAGAUAUUUGUCUGCAUUUCGAAAGAAAGUUCCUAAAGAUACUGUAAACUCCAAACAAACCACUAAGAAAACAGACUAUGGAAGACUUUUUGCUUUGGCUAAACCAGAAAAAUGGAAAAUAAUGUGUGCUAUUGGUUUUUUAAUUGUUUCAAGUACAGUAACGAUGGCUAUACCUUUUAGUUUAGGUAAAAUUUUGGAUAUAGUUUAUACAAAUAGGUCAGAAACAGCUUCUAACACAACUGUAAAUAAAGAAGAGGCUACCCAAAAAUUAAAUAACAUCACCACAAUAUUGUUAGGUGUUUUUAUACUUGGUGCUUUAUGUAAUUUUGGAAGAAUAUACUUUAUGUCAACAGUUAGCUAUAGAAUAAUUCAGAGAUUAAGAUCACAAGUGUUUAACUCAAUAUUAAAACAAGAACAGGGUUGGUUUGAUAAACGAUCAACUGGUGAACUUAUUAAUAGAUUAUCAUCUGAUACACAAGCUGUUGGUCAAGCUCUUUCAACCAAUAUUUCUGAUGGGUUAAGAUCAUUUGUAAUGGUUUGUGCUGGAACUGGUAUGAUGAUUUACAUGUCUCCAAAAUUGGCUUUGGUUGGAUUAACAGUGGUUCCCCCUUUAGUAGUGGUAGCAGUUGCAUAUGGAAGGUUUGUUAGAAAGAUAUCAAAACAAGUUCAGGAUUCUUUGGCAGAAGCUGGUAAAGUUGCUGAAGAAAAAAUUGGAAACAUUAGAACAGUAAAAACUUUUGCUCAAGAGUCAAGGGAGAUGAAAACGUAUUCCGAUACAGUAAACGAAAUUUUAAGUAUUUGUUAUAAGGAAUCCAAAAUGAGAGGGGGAUUUUACGCAUUGACUGGAUUUAGCGGUCACGUAAUUAUUAUAUCUGUAUUGUACUAUGGUGGAGUACUGGUGGCUUCCGAUGCCUUGACAAUAGGUCAAUUAUCUUCCUUCUUGUUGUAUGCAGCUUACAUUGGUAUUUCGAUGGGCGGUCUUUCCAGUUUUUAUUCCGAAUUGAAUAAAUCUCUUGGUUCAGCAACAAGAAUAUGGGAAAUUCUUGACAGGGAACCGUGUAUUCCGAUUCAAGGUGGUAUUAUUCCUGCAGUACCCCCAGAAGGACACAUUUUAUUUAAGGACGUCGUCUUUAGUUAUCCAUCUCGAGAAGACGUUACAAUAUUUAAAUCUCUUAAUUUGGAAAUUUCACCAGGUCAAACUGUGGCCGUGGUUGGACAAAGUGGCUCAGGAAAAAGUACACUUGGAGCUUUAUUAUUGAGAUUAUAUGACCCAUCCAAUGGAUCUGUUAUUAUUGACGAUAGUGACGUAAAAAAACUUGACCCCUGCUGGAUCAGGAAGUUUAUAGGAACAGUUAGUCAGGAACCAAUCCUGUUUUCUUGCUCAAUUAGAGACAAUAUUUUAUAUGGUGCUGAUGAUCCAUCUAAAGUAUCUGAAGAAGAUUUUAUAAAGGUUUGCAAAGAAGCAAACGUGUUUGAUUUUGCUUCAGAAUUGCCAAACGGUUUUAAUACUCUUGUUGGGGAACGUGGUGUUAUGUUGAGUGGUGGACAAAAACAAAGAGUAGCAAUUGCCAGAGCCCUAAUUAAAAAUCCAAAAAUAUUAUUACUAGAUGAAGCAACAAGUGCUUUAGAUGCUAAAUCAGAACAUUUGGUUCAAGAAGCAUUGGAGAGAAUUAUGCAAGGUCGUACAGUUUUAACAAUUGCUCAUCGGUUAUCGACGAUACAAAAUGCCGAUCUAAUAGCAGUUUUAAAAGAUGGUGAAAUUGUUGAAAAGGGUUCUUAUCAAGAAUUACUUAAUGUGGAAAAUGGCGUAUUUAAGGAUUUAAUAAAACAUCAAACCUUUCAAAGUGGCCAGGAACCUCAUGCCAAAUAGUGAUAAAUAUAGUUUUAUAUUAUGAUUUUGGUACAAAUGUGUUAAUUUUAUUUUUACUUAAUUAUAAAAUUUUCAAAAGGGAUAUUUUAUUAUGGUAAUUAUAUUUUAAUAUAGUUUGUUGAUGU